Molecule: messenger RNA, 5328 nt
Organism: Xyrauchen texanus (razorback sucker)
Lineage: Eukaryota; Metazoa; Chordata; Actinopteri; Cypriniformes; Catostomidae
Product: V-type proton ATPase 116 kDa subunit a 2-like
Exons: 20
Coding region: 778-3147 (789 amino acids)
Biological process (GO): vacuolar acidification; proton transmembrane transport
Cellular component (GO): vacuolar proton-transporting V-type ATPase complex; vacuolar proton-transporting V-type ATPase, V0 domain; plasma membrane
Molecular function (GO): proton-transporting ATPase activity, rotational mechanism; ATPase binding
Source: RefSeq, a predicted model, not a curated record
UUUGCUCAGGCGAAAUAUAAGUUUUGGGCUGCUGAAGAGGUUACUGUUCAGACAAGUGAGGCAAAACAAGCAAUAAUGACUCACAUUUGCUGUUAAACAUGACACUGGUUUAAAAAAAAAAAGACCAGAGAUGGAAUAACUUCAGUCAACGAAUAAGAGGCUAAACUCCGAAUGUAGGCGGUCUAGCUCGGUGCUAUCUUGAACGAAGACAGCACACAUUAGAGCGAAAAGUCGCCUGUGUUUGAGAGCGAGUACUGCGAUUAUUGCAGGACUUCAGCUGAACUACAACCAGGUAUGGACGACCCAACAGUCCUUGAUAUUUGGAUCUGAUUAAAAUAAGCUGUUUGUCAGUGAUCAGAUGUGGCGGCUCGGACUGGAGAGGAGAGACGUGUCACAGCUAAAGCGGCUGGAGCCGAAGAGAUAGUCUCAGUGCGACAUCUGUUCAUUCAUCUGCCCGGUCCGUCUGUCACCAGUGUUCAGUCAGCACAUAACCGGACCUGUUGGCUUUACUUCACUGCCUGGUGAAUUUGACACUCGGCCCUAAUCUAGUGCGCGAAGCGACGCGUGUAUGUCGAACAUGGGUUCUCUGUUUCGCAGUGAGGAGAUGUGUCUUGCCCAGCUCUUCCUGCAGUCCGGUUCCGCUUACGACUGCAUCAGUGAACUCGGCGAACUCGGACUGGUGGAGUUCAGAGAUGUACGUCGGUAGUAGUCAAGCUCAACCCUAGUGUGAACUCCUUUCAGCGCAAGUUUGUCAAUGAGAUCAAGAGAUGUGAGGAGAUGGAGAGGAUUUUGGGAUAUCUUUUGAGGAAAAUUAAAAAAGAAGACAUCCAGCUGCCAGAAGGGGAGGUGAACCCAGCCACACCCUUACCCAAACAUGUGAUGGGCAUAAUGGAGCAGCUUCAGAGACUGGAACUGGAGCUGAGUGAGGUCACCAGGAACCAAGAGAAACUCCAGAAGAACCUCCAAGAACUGAUCGAGUACACUCACAUGCUUCGCAUCACAUGCAACUUUGUGCACCGCAGUGCAGAGAGGGAAUCUGUGCAGGUCCAGUAUGAAGAGUUCCCCUUUCUAGAGAAAGAACCCAUGAUGGACUACGCCAGCAUGCAGAGGCUUGGAGCCAAGCUAGGGUUCAUUUCUGGGCUGAUCCAUAGAGUAAAGAUUGGGGUGUUUGAGCGAAUGCUCUGGAGAGUGUGCAAGGGCUACACCAUCCUCAGCUACUCCGAGAUAGACGAGGUCUCGGAAGAUCCUGAUUCGGGUGAGCAAACCAGAAGUGUGGUUUUCCUCAUCUCCUACUGGGGAGAUCAGAUUGGACAGAAGGUUAAGAAGAUAUGUGACUGCUACCACUGUCACCUGUAUCCAUAUCCCAACAGUAACGAGGAGAGGGCAGAUGUGGUGGAGGGGCUCCGUACACGCAUUCAGGAUCUGCACACGGUUCUUCACCGCACUGAGGAGUACCUCAGGCUGGUGUUGAUAAAGGCUUCAGAGUCGGUGUACACUUGGGGGAUCCAGGUUAAGAAAAUGAAAGCCAUAUACCACAUCCUCAACCUCUGCAGCUUUGAUGUGACAAACAAGUGCCUCAUAGCUGAGGUGUGGUGUCCUGUUAAUGAUCUGCCUGCAAUUCGGAGGGCUUUAGAGGAGGGAUCGAGAAAGAGUGGAGCAACAGUACCCUCUUUUGUCAAUCGAAUCCCAAGCAAUGACACUCCACCAACUCUCGAACGCACAAACAGGUUUACCUCAGGCUUCCAGAAUAUAGUGGAUGCCUACGGUGUGUGCAGCUACAGAGAGGUGAACCCAGCUCCAUACACCAUCAUUACCUUUCCCUUCCUGUUUGCUGUGAUGUUUGGAGACCUUGGGCAUGGCAUCAUCAUGGCACUAUUUGCUCUGUGGAUGGUUCUCUAUGAGAAUGACCGCAAGCUGAAGAAAACCAGGAAUGAGAUCUGGAACAUGUUUUUCGAGGGCCGUUACAUCAUUCUGAUGAUGGGUGUAUUUUCGGUCUACACCGGACUAAUAUACAAUGACUGCUUCUCCAAAUCACUCAACCUGUUUGGCUCAGGAUGGAGCGUCAAAGCCAUGUUUGACCAUGGAACCUGGACCAUGAACACAAUCCGUUCAAAUGGCUUCCUUGCACUGGAUCCAAACAUCACAGGAGUAUUUAAAGGGCCUUAUCCACUGGGGAUUGACCCGAUUUGGAACCUGGCAUCAAACCGUCUCACCUUCCUCAACUCCUAUAAAAUGAAGAUGUCUGUGAUUUUAGGAAUAAUUCACAUGACGUUUGGUGUCAUCCUUGGAGUUUUUAAUCACCUGCACUUCAGACAGAAGUUUAAUCUCUACCUGAUAUUUCUGCCUGAGCUGCUCUUCCUGCUGUGUCUCUUCGGGUAUCUAGUGUUCAUGAUCAUCUAUAAGUGGCUGGUUUUCACAGUCAGAGACUCGCAGGUGGCUCCCAGCAUCCUCAUUCACUUUAUCAACAUGUUCCUCAUGCAGGAGGACUCUAGCCAGCCGCUCUUCCAAGGACAGACUGGUGUUCAGGCAUUCCUGUUGAUUGUAGCCUUGUUCUCUGUGCCUGUGUUAUUACUGGGCAAACCUCUCUACCUCUACUGGCUACACAAGGGCAGAGACCGUCUGGGCAUAUACAGGGGUUAUCAGCGUGUACGCCGAAGCAGUGAAGAAGAGCUCUCUCUCUUGUGCACUCAUGAUAUGGAGGAGGCCAGCAGCCUGGAAAGCCAUUCCAGCAGCUCUGACAGUCAAUCUGAGGAGUUUGACUUUGCAGAUGUGUUCCUGCAUCAGUCUAUCCACACUAUAGAGUACUGCCUGGGCUGCAUCUCUAAUACUGCGUCCUACCUCCGGCUGUGGGCUCUCAGCCUGGCACAUGCCCAGCUGUCUGAAGUGUUGUGGGCGAUGGUGAUGCGGGUGGGUCUGCGUGUGGACACCAGUGUGGGGAUUGUGUUCCUGGUGCCUGUCUUCGGACUGUUUGCUGUUCUCACUGUGUCCAUCCUGCUGGUGAUGGAGGGACUUUCUGCCUUCCUUCAUGCUCUCAGGCUCCACUGGGUGGAGUUUCAAAACAAGUUCUACAGCGGUGCUGGUGUCAAGUUUGCACCGUUUGCCUUCUUUCUCUUGCACAGCAGCUUUGAGAAUGAAGGGCUGUUAUGAACUGUGUGACACUGAAGAAUGGAGCAGAGCUACGAGUUUCGUGGCUAGGCAGCUCUCUCAGUGAUUUUAGCUGAUUUAUAUACAGUGUUGUUGCACUACAUCACCAAAUUGGUCCAUCCAAAUACUGUUGUGGAUUGUCUGGAUAUAUCAGAUAAAAGUGGGAAUGUCUCCCAAUAGACUGAAUGGAUUUCCGAGCCACAUAAGAUGUUUGAUGGUUUUCGGACAUGCAACAAUAAUACAGACACACUGAGAUCAUAAGCAAAACCUGAAGAGACUUUGAAUUGGAAAUCUGACUCGGUGCCCUCGAGUAGUUCUUCAGUUCUGUUGAAUGUAUUACAUCAUUUCUACACACUCACAAAAGUGCUGGUUGGUUAUCAAUUUUCUACCAUGUUGCCUGAUGUCUAUGCAGAGAAAGGAAGCCUCUCCAAAGCUGAGCGUAUUCCAUGAAUGACUUUAAGAUUCCUUAUAUACCGUAUAAAAAAACUUGAUGGGAUUUUUUUAAAUAUUUGCUCACCCGAGUCUUUAUAAUUAGAUUUUAACUGAAGAUGUAAAUUCUAGAGCUGCAGAUGUUUCCUCUUCUCAUUUUCAAUGUGUUGAAACCUCCUUUCCCAUAAUUAAAUUCAUAAAAUGUAAUGGUACACUUGAAAAAAUUGUUAAAGAUAAUACAGUCAUGGGGUUAUUAUACAGUAGUUUCUUGACACAGAAUUGAUAGAUGUUAGCUCAGAAAGGUCCAGGAUGACAGCAGUCUUCUUGGUGGUUGAAUUAUUUCAACAUACAAAAAGAUCUGCUGCAGAAAGCAGGAAAACCUGAUAGCCAACAGGAGGCUCAGAUAUUCCUAACAUUUCCCUGUUAGUGCCUAACAUGCUGAAUUUAUUCAGGAUUGGAUUAAGUUUAUUUUUGCUGUCAACAAAGUCAUUUAUGUGCAGUGAAUUUAUAAUGAAAUGGAUCUGUUUUGCAGCUACUCAUUGUUCUGCCUCUACAGAAUGGUCUUUUUCAUUUAACCCUUGACUUUAAUGUGAGAGAUUGUGGCGUAUGGGUUGUGAGCCACUCAAUUCAAUCCAGCUUCUGGUAUUAUUUUAUUUAUUAACAGUACUGAUCAAAUGGGUUGGUAUGAUUUUUGAAGAGUGUGCAUUUAUUAGGGUACGUUCCAUAUUUUGGCUUUGACAUUUUUAUAUUUAAUAUUACACAUUAAAUCAAACCUGUGAAGCUGAAGGAAUAAAGCAGAAUUUUGUUUGCUAUAAUUAAAUAACUCUGACUCACAUUAUUUUUGAUCUGUGUGUUUUCUAAGCUUAAACACUUAGAGGCUUUUCUCAGUGUAAGUUCUCAGUUACUCUGGAUAAAUGAGAUUCUACUCUUUUUCUUAUUUCUUGAGGGCUUUCCAGAUGUCUAACAUCAGUUAUGUAACACUUUAUGUAUCCCAGUGAUUUUAUAUUUAUCAAAUUGUUAAAAUCAAUAAUUGUUUGUAAUUUAACUCACUUUUUUAUCCACAAUGUAAAUGUAGGGACAGUUCAUCAAUUUACUCAGUUUUUAGUUCUCCAGUAAAUCUAAUCAACCAGCAUCCAGGAUUAAACCUGAAAUCUUUCUGUUAACAGAUUUUGUGAACUGUUGAACAUCAUUAGAGACAUACACAAAAUAUUUCAAUGUUUGUCUUUCAUCAUUUCAUGAAAAUGGCAUUAUUAUUUGUAUGGAUGAUGCAGAAAUGUGAAUUAUCAUACGAUGAGGUUGUCAAUUGUUUUUAGGUGAGAUGAAGGUGAAUUUAAGAGGAAUUGGGUGGGAAUGGUAACAGAACUAAUAUUAACAACGUUUACUGCUGAGCUAGACCAGUUUAAAUACUGAACAGACAGCCACUUCAAACUAAUCUUACCGUAGCAAAUAUUUGCUGAUGGGGAAAAACUAAACUGAGGAUAAUGUCUUCUUUUGUACUGUACUGAUAAGUUAACAUUGCCGAGUUCAGAUAUUGUUUUAUUGACUCCUUUCACUCAGAAACGUGCUGGCUGUCUAUGUGUAUUCAGAGGUCAGAAAAACACAACUGAGGUCUUAUCUCGGUUAACAUGCACUUGUUGGUUCAUUACUCUUCAAACACUGAAAUGUAACUUCCGUCUUAGUCCUUCAUUUUAAAACGAUUAAAAAGUGUAAAUAAAUCCGCUUACAACAGACUUUACAUUAAAACACUCUGAAAUC